Messenger RNA from Scomber scombrus (Atlantic mackerel), 3393 nucleotides. It is a transcript of the gene cdkl5, whose product is annotated as cyclin dependent kinase like 5. Gene Ontology annotation, cellular component: dendrite cytoplasm; nucleus. The transcript has 19 exons. Gene Ontology annotation, molecular function: ATP binding; protein kinase activity. NCBI's taxonomy places the organism in Eukaryota, Metazoa, Chordata, Actinopteri, Scombriformes, Scombridae. The record is from RefSeq and is a predicted model, not a curated record. Gene Ontology annotation, biological process: regulation of dendrite development; positive regulation of axon extension; protein phosphorylation. Bases 1 to 3393 code for a protein of 1130 amino acids.
AUGGGGCUGAAGACUCUGAGCACCGGGCUAAAACCCAACCAGGAAACCAACGAGCUGGUGGCCAUUAAGAAGUUCAAAGACAGUGAAGAAAAUGAGGAGGUCAAGGAGACGACCCUUCGGGAGCUGAAGAUGCUUCGGACACUGAAGCAGGACAACAUCGUCGAGCUGAAGGAAGCCUUUCGGAGGAGGGGGAAACUCUACCUUGUGUUUGAAUAUGUUGAGAGGAAUAUGCUGGAGCUGUUAGAGGAACUGCCCACCGGUGCUCCACCUGAUAAAGUCCGCAGCUACAUCUACCAGCUCAUCAAAGCCAUCAAUUGGUGUCACAAGAAUGAGAUCGUGCACAGAGAUAUCAAGCCAGAGAACCUCCUCAUCAGCUCGGAGGAUGUUCUCAAACUCUGUGACUUUGGUUUUGCUCGUAACCUGUCUGAAGGAACAGAUGCCAACUAUACUGAGUAUGUGGCCACAAGGUGGUACCGCUCGCCUGAGCUGCUGCUGGGGGCUCCGUACGGCAAGGCGGUGGACAUGUGGUCGGUGGGGUGUAUCCUCGGGGAGCUAAGUGACGGACAGCCCUUGUUUCCAGGGGAAAGUGAGAUUGAUCAGCUCUUCACCAUUCAGAAGGUCCUGGGGCCACUUCCUGCUGAACAGAUGAAGCUCUUCUACAACAACCCUCGCUUUCAUGGAAUCAGGUUUCCUUCAGUUACUCAUCCUCAGACUUUGGAGAGAAGAUACCAAGGCAUCUUAAGUGGUUUGAUGUUGGAUCUGAUGAAGAACUUGCUGCUGCUAAACCCUACGGAGCGUUAUCUGACGGAGCAGAGUUUGAACCAUCCAGCCUUCCAGCCUCUGAGGCAGGUAGAGAGAGACAGGCCUUCUCCUGCCUCUCCCAACCCACCACGCUCCUCCAAGAGGAAAACACACCAUCACGGAGAAAACACAGUUCCUACAAGGAGUCACAAUAAAACCACGAGCCACCGUCGCUCAAACAGCAAAGAAUGUUCAAGUCUCCCUCGCCAUGGAGACCUCCAUCACCUUGGCAACGAGAGUUUCCUCAAUGGUAACAAACCAGCCCCGUCCAGUUUAAGUCCUACGCUCCACCCCAAGAGCCAAUACAUGUCCCAGACCCUGAAUCGUUCCGUCUCAUCGAGCAAAGACCUGGCUAAUAACAACCUGCCACACCUCCUCAGUCCUAAAGAAGUAAAAGGCAAGACAGAGUUUGAUUUCAGCUUAGGACCCUCGCCAAAGCUGUCAGACCAGGUUCACGGAGCAAAGUACGGCCACAGCAAGCCCAGUUCCUCCCGCUCUCAGCAGCAGCAGCAGGCUAGCCGUCACACCUUCCUGGAAGGCAAGACCAACACGCUGCAGUCUGGAGGAGAGAAACAACAUGGCCGACAUUCCCAUAGUAUGGCCGACUCUGCCCAUGGAUCAAUGUCCUCCUCUUCUAAAAGUUCAGCCUCUUAUCUCAGCCUGUCCAAGAGCCACAGCGCACUGAGUGACGCCAAAUCUGUAGGCAAUCUCAGUGAUGGCCGACUCCACCCAGAUGACCCAAACUCCAACACGACAGCAGGGGUGGGACCUGGCGCCCGCUUCUUCCCCGCCAGCUGUUUAGACCUCAACACCCCUUCAGGUCCUCCAGGGCCGCCCGGAAGCCCCUCUACACGACAUAGUGAUCGCUCCGGGCAUAGCCCUGCCUCUCGUAGCAGUGGCAACGUCCGCAUGGAGAGCAGCACACUCGACUCCUCCUCCAGACACAAAUCCAGACAUAAAUCUAUGGCACCAGAGGAGGCCAAUGCUCCGGAGCUCUUAGACCCAGGAGGACCAGGGAUGCCCUCCACUCACACCCUGCCUUCCCCACAUGAAUCUUACCAUUACGGCCUGGGUUAUACAUCUCCAUUCUCCUCUCAGCAACGGCCUCAACGCCACUCCAUGUACGUAAGAAGAGAGCGCCACAGACCUCAUGGAGUUGAAAGUGGGAUGGCGGGCCUGCCUCCACCGGGACAGGCAAUACCAACACGUGCCAGCAGCCUGCAGCUCCUCUCCCCCCAACUCCAGCACCGGACCACCCUGACUGGGCACUCAGUCAACUCUUCAAGAGAGGACUGCACUGAUGACAUGACAAGGAGUGAGCAGUCCCCUAAAGACAUGAGCCAUCCUUGUGCCCCCAUCAAAGACUCUACGAGGGACAACACUGCUGCUUUUCAUACACAGCGCUCUAAAAAUGAGGUCGGUAUGUAUCAUGACCCCCACGGUGAGGAUGGAGUGUCCUCCAAGGAGAACCGGAUGAUCUUCACUGAGUCCAUGCCUCGAAGAGUUGGCAGCUUUUACAGAGUCCCUUCCCCCAGACCAGAUAACUCCUCUUCUUUCCAUGACGGUGUUGGGCAGGGUCGAGGGCCGGUCGUACCCGGUGACCCCAUUGCCAUGGCCAACCACUCCAAACGCCAGACCGCUUUUGACUGGUCUGCUGCAGAAGCAAUGGUCAUGAAUCCUCCAGAGCCCGCCAAAGAGAAGGAGAAACAAGGCUUCUUCAGAGCCAUUAAAAAGAAAAAGAAGAAGACACAAAUAACAGAUAUGGAGGACGGGAGGAACCCCAGCAUCAAGAAAAGCCUUUUCCCCCUCUUUAGCUCAAAGAAUAGCUUAAAGCACAACUCAGCUGUCAAAGUCCUACCUGUAGUCGCCUCGCCUAUGGUACAACACCAGCCUACUGCACCCUACCCUGCCUCACCAGUACCUGGUAACGGACAAGAACACCUGUCCCUGCAGAGGAGCUCCAAGUCGUCCUCUCACCAUGGCAGCCGUCGGAAAAACCGUGAGCGAUCCCGGGACAGAGACAGAGAGCGGGAACAGAGCCGGGACAGAGAUCGAGACAGAGAGAGAGAGAGAGAACGGGAGAGAGAAAGAGAGAGGGAAAGGGAGAGAGAGAGGGAAAGAGGGAGGGAGAGAGAAAGAGUGAAUGACUGGCCGCCAGAGAAACCAGUGGACUCACACUCUCAGAGCCAACCACUCAAGUCACUUCGCAGGCUCCUUCACCUCUCCCCUUCUUCCUCAAACCAAGGACAGCCCCCUCCUCCUCCUCCUCCAGACCUGCGCUUCCAACCCCCCCUCCCAAACCCGCCUCAGCCCUCCUCCAAAGCGAGCUACCCUGAGAGCCGAGGGCACGCAGAGAGCAGGGGGCACUCCGGGGUGAGCAGUUCCUCCCAGGCCAAGAGCCGCAAGGCCAGCUACCCCCUCCCAGGGCAGAUCGAGUCCAGCUGGCAUGUGUCUGCUUUGCAGCGGGCGGAGGGCGCACAGUUCACCCCCGAGCAGCUGGGCAUCAAACCUGGGCAGAACGGACCCACCUUUACCCGCGCCUCUCGCACCAGGAUGCCAAACCUCAAUGACCUGAAGGAGACCGCGCUGUAA